AUGGCUGGGACCCCGUCAAGUCGUGGCUGUAAUGCUUGCCGAGAGCAAAAGAAGAAGUGCGAUGCAUUGAAACCAGCGUGUUCUCGCUGCGCACGCCUUCAAAUCCCCUGUGUUGGUGCAGGUCAGCGCCGGUUCAUGUUCAAGGUCCAAACCGCAGCCAGUAGAUCAAGAAGACCAAUUACCGGCUCUGGAGAUCACAAUCAGGAAACUGGUGGCUCUUCAGUCAUACCUGUCGGUCAUCCAUCAUCUCCUCCCAGUAAUGCCAUGACUUUAGCAACAGGGGCCUUUGUGUCCGUCCUGGAGGUUGAUGAUCCUCGGUACGAUGUCACCGGUUGGACCGUCUUUCUAAAUGAAAUCCCCAGACGCAUGGGAUGGCUUUCCGAAACACCAGGUCAAAAUGUCAAUCACAUAAACGGCAUCAUGCACCUUCUAAAUAGAGUAUCCGACAAGGACUGGCGAGGAGAAUUUGAAAGGCAGAUUCUAGUAACAAUGUGCAUGGUCGUGAUAUUUGAGAGCAUUGCCAACCCAAGUAUAAAACUAAGCCCCUGGCUCGUUAACCUGAAGAAGACAUACUACGGACCCGAGAAGCCCUGGGGAGUCGAUGACCACAGAGGGAUCGGUACUCAAACAAUCACAGUGGAACACAUGGUCAAAAUACCAGGCUAUUUCCAGGAACCAGAACUUCACUUGCAUGACCUAAGAAGCAGCUAUCAUGUCGCCUUCAGCGAAUCUAAGAGCCUAUGUGCCUAUGUUACAGCCACGGCCGAAUCAAUAACGCCUAAAACUGAUAUCUCCUCGUUUAGAACAUAUGUGCGUAUCCAAGGUGUGGCAUCCGUUCUAGUCUCCAUCGGACUCCUCCUUGGCACCAUCCUGCGAAUAUUUGAACCAGACAAUGAAACUCUCAAGAUAGAGUCUGACUUUCUCAUCUCGGAAGUUGCGAAAAUCGCAGCAAGAGCAGCGACUUAUAGGCCCUUGGGCGCGAUACUUAUCCCGCUUAGCUUAUGCACUGCCUGGGCUGCGGCCGACGAUUCAGGAGCAGAAGCAGAAAUUGAACGCAUCGUCAGGGAUUAUGAAACGGAUUUUCCAGAUGCAAAUUGGUUUGACAUUGCGAUCUGGCUAAGGGCCAAAUUUGAAAGCUUGAAGCAGAGAAUAAAGCAGACGCAGGUGCCUGUGCAUCACGAGAUACUACUCAUUGAUGCUGGAAAGGAGCUUUCGGGGAGGAGUUCGACAGCUCCUUGCUGUGUGAUGUAA
This is a messenger RNA of Trichoderma breve, 1251 nucleotides long. RefSeq names its product fungal zn(2)-Cys(6) binuclear cluster domain-containing protein. The coding region runs from base 1 to 1251 and encodes 416 amino acids. Gene Ontology annotation, molecular function: DNA-binding transcription factor activity, RNA polymerase II-specific; zinc ion binding. NCBI's taxonomy places the organism in Eukaryota, Fungi, Ascomycota, Sordariomycetes, Hypocreales, Hypocreaceae. The record is from RefSeq and is a predicted model, not a curated record. Gene Ontology annotation, biological process: regulation of DNA-templated transcription. The transcript is spliced from 4 exons.